CUCCCGGUCUUCCAGGAUAGGCUCUGCUCAGAGAGGUCAACUGGGCAGUGGAAAUCCUGGGCAAAAGUUGGCGGUCGGAGCAGCGCAACUCCUUCUGGCCGCGGAGGCAGCAAGUCCCCGCGCUCUGGGCCGUUUCCUUCCCACCUAGACCCCGGGAGGGAGGUGGGCCCCCUGCACAGGCUCGCCCAGAGCGCGGGUCACAGGACCGCUUUGCCCUUGUGGAGAAAGCGGGAGGCCGUGCGUCUCCCUGCAGCAGGUUUUUGAGUUCAUUUAAGAGGACAGUAUUCAAAGAAGAAAAAGAAGUGGUUCAAUUUUGGGAGUGCUGUUUCCCUGAUGACUGCUACAAGUGGGAUUCACUUAUGACUUGAUAGAUCUAGGAGAGUUCAAGUAUGUUUUCUAGAGUGGUGUAGUCCUGUGCUGCCUCUGGUGAGGUCUUGUGGCGUUCCCUUCAUCCUACUGCAGGGACCAUGGCAACCUCCAGAGCAGCCUCACGACCUCCUCGGGACAUCGCCAAUGUGAUGCAGAGGUUGCAAGAUGAGCAAGAGAUAGUUCAAAAACGCACUUUCACAAAAUGGAUCAACUCUCAUCUGGCCAAGCGGAAACCCCCAAUGGUGGUGGAAGACCUUUUCGAAGACAUGAAAGAUGGUGUUAAGCUGCUUGCUCUCCUGGAGGUCCUAUCUGGGCAGAAACUGCCUUGUGAACAAGGACGCCGGAUGAAGCGAAUUCACGCUGUGGCUAACAUCGGCACAGCGCUGAAGUUCCUUGAAGGAAGGAAGUCCAUGUACAGAGGAUCACCGAUUAAAUUAGUCAACAUUAACUCCACUGAUAUAGCUGAUGGCCGACCCUCAAUAGUUCUCGGAUUGAUGUGGACUAUUAUUCUAUACUUCCAGAUUGAAGAGCUGACCAGCAACCUCCCCCAGCUCCAGUCUCUGUCUGGCAGUGCAUCCUCAGUGGACAGCAUAGCGAGCUCUGAGACUGCCAGCCCACCAAGCAAGCGGAAGGUGGCCACCAAGAUCCAGGGAAAUGCGAAGAAGGCUUUAUUAAAAUGGGUUCAGUACGCAGCAGGCAAGCACACUGGAAUAGAAGUGAGAGACUUUGGGAGGAGCUGGAGAAGUGGGGUUGCCUUUCAUUCAGUCAUCCAUGCCAUUCGACCUGAACUAGUGGACUUGGAGAAAGUGAAAGGCAGAUCUAACAGAGAAAACCUGGAGGAUGCUUUCACCAUCGCUGAAACGGAACUGGGGAUCCCAAGACUGCUAGAUCCCCAAGAUGUUGAUGUGGAUAAACCAGAUGAGAAGUCUAUUAUGACCUACGUAGCCCAGUUUCUGAAACAUUAUCCUGACAUCCACAAUACAGGCACUGAUGGGCAAGAGCACGAUAGAGAAGACAGACUAAUUUUAAAGGAAACGAAAGUUUGGAUAGAACAAUUUGAGAGAGAUUUGACAAGGGCACAGAUGGCAGAAUCAAAUUUACAGGAUAAAUAUCAGUCAUUUAAGCACUUCAGAGUUCAACAUGAAAUAAAAAGGAAACAGAUUGAACAUUUAAUACAACCAUUACAUAGAGAUGGUAAAUUGUCACUUGACCAAGCAUUGGUAAAACAGUCCUGGGACAGAGUGUCCUCCAGGCUCUUUGACUGGCACAUACAGCUUGAUAAAUCUCUUCCUGCACCUCUGGGCACCAUUGGUGCCUGGCUGUAUAGGGCAGAGGUGGCCCUGAGAGAGGAAAUAACCAUUCAGCAGGUCCACGAGGAAACGGCAAACACAAUACAACGGAAGCUGGAGCAACAUAAGGAUCUGCUUCAGAACAUAGAUGCCCACAAAAGAGCAUUUCAUGAAAUCUACCGGACCAGGUCUGUUAACGGGAUCCCAGUGCCACACGAUCAAUUAGAGGACAUGGCUGAGAGGUUUCAUUUUGUUUCCUCCACAUCAGAGCUACACCUAAUGAAAAUGGAAUUUCUAGAAUUAAAGUACCGUCUGCUCUCACUGCUGGUUCUUGCAGAGUCAAAGCUGAAGUCUUGGAUCAUUAAGUAUGGGAGGAGAGAGUCAGUGGAGCUGCUUCUACAAAACUACAUCUCUUUCAUAGAAAAUAGCAAGUUCUUUGAGCAAUAUGAAGUGACAUACCAGAUCUUGAAACAAACAGCUGAGAUGUACAUCAAAGCAGAUGGUUCAGUGGAAGAAGCUGAGAAUGUGAUGAAAUUCAUGAAUGAAACUACUGCUCAGUGGAGGAAUCUCUCGGUAGAAGUUAGGAGCGUGAGGAGUAUGCUAGAAGAAGUGAUCUCUAACUGGGAUCGCUAUGGCAGUACUGUGGCUAGUCUUCAAGCCUGGCUAGAGGAUGCUGAAAAAAUGCUAAAUCAGUCAGAAAAUGCCAAAAAGGAUUUUUUUCGAAAUUUGCCUCAUUGGAUUCAGCAGCACACUGCCAUGAACGACGCUGGCAAUUUCCUAAUUGAAACGUGUGAUGAGAUGGUCUCCCGAGACCUUAAGCAGCAGCUACUGUUGCUAAAUGGGCGGUGGAGAGAGCUGUUUAUGGAAGUCAAGCAAUAUGCACGAGCCGACGAGAUAGACAGAAUGAAGAAAGAAUACACAGACUGUGUUAAUACUUUGUCUACUUUUGCAACUGAAGCCCAUAGGAAACUUUCUGAACCCUUAGAAGUCUCUUUUAUGAAUGUGAAGUUAAUAAUCCAAGACCUGGAGGACAUCGAGCAGAAGGUGCCUGCAAUUGAUGCUCAAUACAAGAUGAUUACAAAGACAGUGCACCUCAUUUCCAAAGAGAUCCCCCAAGAAGAAGCUAAUGAAAUGUUUGCAACCACAUCAAGACUCAAAGAGCAGCUAAGCAAGGUCAAAGAAUGUUACUCCCCACUCCUUUAUGAGUCUCAGCAGCUGUUGGUUCCGUUGGAAGAAUUAGAAAAGCAAAUGACGUCCUUUUAUGACUCACUUGGGAAAAUCAAUGAAAUUAUAACAGUUCUUGAGCACGAGGCACAAUCUAGUGCUCUUUUUAAACAAAAACAUCAGGAACUGGUAGCCUGUCAAGAAAGCUGUAAGAAAACCUUGACACUAAUUGAAAAAGGCAGCCAAAGCAUUCAAAAGUUUGUGACCUUAAGCAAAGUGUUAAAGCAUUUUGAUCAGACAAAGCUGCAAAGACAGAUUACAGAUAUUCGUGUUGCUUUUCAGAAUAUGGUAAAGAAAACUGGAGACUGGAAGAAGCAUGUCGAAACCAACAGUCGCUUGAUGAAGAAGUUCGAGGAGUCCCGAGCAGAGCUGGAGAAGGUGCUGCGGAUUGCCCAGGAGGGCCUGGAGGAAAAGGGGGACCCGGAAGAGCUCCUGAAGAGACACACUGAGUUUUUCAGUCAGCUGGAUCAGAGGGUGCUCAACGCUUUCCUGAAAGCUUGUGAUGAGCUCACCGACAUCCUCCCUGAGCAGGAGCAGCCAGGUCUGCAGGAAGCUGUCAGAAAGCUCCACAAACAAUGGAAGGAUCUUCAAGGAGAAGCUCCUUAUCACUUGCUUCAUCUGAAGAUUGAUGUGGAGAAGAACAGAUUCUUAGCCUUGGUAGAAGAAUGCAAAACUGAGCUGGAGCGAGAGACCAAGCUGGUGGCCCAGGAAGGCAGCGAAAAGAUUAUUAAAGAGCACAGGAUUUUCUUCAGUGACAAAGGUCCCCAUCACCUCUGUGAGAAAAGGUUACAGCUCAUUGAGGAGCUGUGCGUGAAACUCCCAGUCCGGGACGCAGUGAGGGACACAUCGGGAACCUGUCACGCGGCUCUCAAAGAGCUCAGAGCUGCCAUUGACAGCACCUACAUGAAGCUCAUGGAGGACCCAGACAAGUGGAAGGACUACACUAGCAGAUUUUCUGAAUUCUCCUCUUGGAUAUCUUCAAAGGAGACACAGUUGAAGGCUAUCAAGGACGAGGCCAUCAGUACUGCCAACCACGGAGAGGUCACACAUGCUGUUGAGGAGAUCAGAAAUGGUGUUACCAGAAGAGGAGAGACCCUCAGCUGGCUGAAAGCCAGGCUGAAAAUUUUGAUUGAAGUUUCUUCUGAGAAUGAAGCCCAGAAGCAAGGGGAUGAGCUGGCAAAACUAUCCAGCUCUUUCAAGGCUCUGACGACGUUGCUGUCAGAGGUUGAAAAGAUGUUAAGCAACUUUGGGGACUGUGUCCAAUACAAAGAAAUAGUCAAAAACUCCCUUGAAGAAUUAAUUUCUGGCUCUAAAGAAGUUCAGGAACAAGCCGAGAAGAUCCUGGACACUGAAAAUCUGUUUGAAGCGCAGCAGUUACUUCUUCAUCACCAGCAAAAGACAAAGGGGAUCUCAGCAAAGAAGAGAGACGUGCAGCAGCAGAUCGCGCAGGCUCAGCAGGGAGAAGGUGGGCUGCCCGGCCGAGGCCAGGAGGAGCUGCAGAAGCUGGAGAGCACCCUGGACGGCCUGGAGCGCAGCCGGGAGAGGCAAGAGCGCCGCAUCCAGGUCACAUUAAGAAAAUGGGAGCGAUUUGAAACAAACAAAGAAACAGUAGUCAGAUACCUUUUUCAAACAGGUUCCAGCCAUGAACGCUUCUUGAGUUUUAGCAGUUUGGAAAGUUUAUCUUCAGAAUUGGAACAGACAAAGGAGUUUUCUAAACGGACAGAAAGUAUCGCAAUCCAAGCUGAGAACCUUGUAAAGGAAGCCUCAGAGAUUCCACUUGGGCCCAAAAAUAAGCAGCUGCUUCAACAGCAGGCCAAGUCAAUCAAAGAGCAAGUCAAAAAAUUAGAAGACACGCUUGAAGAAGAUAUUAAAACCAUGGAAAUGGUGAAAACCAAGUGGGAUCAUUUUGGCAGUAAUUUUGAGACUCUGUCCGUCUGGAUAACUGAGAAAGAAAAAGAACUCAAUGCCUUGGAAACUUCGUCAUCUGCCAUGGACAUGCAAAUCAGCCAAAUUAAGGUCACAAUCCAGGAAAUAGAAAGUAAGAUCAGCAGCAUUACAGAAUUAGAAGAAGCAGCUCAGUCUUUUGCUCAGUUUAUUACCACUGGAGAAUCUGCUCGAAUCAAAGCCAAGUUGACACAAAUAAGAAGAUAUUGGGAAGAACUCCGAGAGCACGCACAAUGUCUGGAAGGGACAAUCCUGGGACAUUUGUCACAACAGCAAAAGUUUGAAGAGAAUCUUAGAAAGAUCCAGCAGACUGUGUCUGAAUUUGAAGAUAAACUUGCUGAUCCAAUUAAAAUAUGUUCUUCAGCUACAGAAACAUACAAAAUUCUCCAAGAACAUAUGGACGUCUGCCAGGCCCUGGAGUCGCUGAGCAAUACAGUGGCCGCCUUCUCAGCCAGUGCCCGGAAGGUGGAGAACAGAGAGUCCUGUGUUCAGGAGGCUGCAGCCCUGCAGCAGCGAUACAAGGGGACAGUAAACAGGGCCAAGGAGAGACAGACUGCCCUGGAGAACCUGCUGGCCCACUGGCAGAGGCUAGAGAAAGAACUGUCAUCCUUUCUGACCUGGUUAGAGCGGUGUGAAGCUGUAGCCAGUUCCCCAGAAAUGGACAUUUCUGCAGACAGAGUCAAAGUGGAAGGCGAACUUCAAUUAAUACAGGUGCUGCAAAAGGAAGUUGUAUCCCAGGCCUCAUCCUAUAGCAACCUUUUGCAAUUGAAGGAAUCACUGUUCUCAGUAGCCUCCAAAGAUGAUGUGAAAAUGAUGAAACUACAGUUGGAGCAGUUGGAUGAGAGAUGGAGAGAUUUACCACAGAUAAUUAGCAAAAGGAUUAAUUUUCUUCAGUCUGCGGUCGCUGAACACCAGCAAUUUGAUGAGCUGCUGCUUUCCUUUUCUGUCUGGAUUAAGCUGUUUCUCAGUGAAUUACAAACUACUUCUGAGAUAAGCCUGGUAGACCAUCAAGUGGCUCUUACUCGGCACAAGGACCACGCAGCAGAAGUGGAGAGCAAGAAGGGAGAAUGGCAGAGUCUGCAGGGUCACUUAGCGAAGUUGGGUUCUCUGGGCCGAGCGGAGGACCUCCACCUCCUGCAGGGCAAGGCAGAGGACUGCUUCCAGCUGUUCGAGGAGGCCAGCCAGGUCGUGGAGAGGAGGCAGCUGGCCCUGGCCCAAUUGGCAGAAUUCUUGCAGAGCCACGCCUGUCUGUCCGGGACUCUCUACCAGCUGAGGCAAACGGUGGAAGCAACCAACAGUAUGAACAAGAAACAGUCUGAUCUGUUAGAAAAGGACCUAAAUGAUGCUCUUCGAGACGCUAAAACAUUAGAAUCAACUGCCAUCAGUCUCGAUGGUGUUCUUACCAAAGCCCAGUACCAUCUGAAAAGUGGGAGCUCUGAGCAAAGGACUUCCUGCAGAGCCACAGCGGAUCAGCUCUGUGCAGAGUUAGAGCGGAUCCAGAACCUUCUGGGAACCAAGCAGAGUGAGGCAGAUGCCCUGGCGGUGUUGAGAAAAGCAUUCCAAGACCAGAAGGAGGAGUUGCUGAGAAGCAUUGAGGACAUUGAAGAAAGGGCUGACAAAGAGCGACUCCGAGAACCUACACGCCAGGCCCUUCAGCAGAGGUUGCGAGUGUUCAAUCAGCUAGAAGAUGAAUUAAAUUCUCACGAGCAUGAAUUAUGUUGGUUGAAAGACAAGGCUAAGCAAAUUGCUCAGAAAGAUGUAGCUUUUGCACCUGAAGUUGACAGGGAGAUAAAUCGCUUAGAGGUUACCUGGGAUGAUACCAAAAAACUAAUUCAUGAAAACCAGGGUCAAUGCUGUGGACUUAUUGACUUAGUGAGAGAAUAUCAGAACUUAAAGUCAGCCGUGUCUAAAGUCAUAGAAAAUGCCAGCAGUGUGGUUGGAACCAGAACUACUAUAAAAGAUCAAGAAGAUCUUAAAUGGGCUUUUUCCAAGCAUGAAACGGUCAAGAAUGAAAUGAAUUAUAAACAGAAAGAGUUGGAUAAUUUUAACAGUAAAGGAAAACAUUUGUUAUCUGAACUGAAAAAAAUCCACAGUAGUGAUUUCAUCUUGGUAAAAACAGACAUGGAGAACACCGUGGACAAAUGGCUGGAUUUAUCAGAGAGAAUUGAAGAAAACAUGGAGAGGCUGAGAGUAAGCCUGUCCAUUUGGGAUGAGGUGCUUUCAAGUAAGGAUGAGAUCGAGGGAUGGUCAAACAACUCUGUUCCACAGCUGGCGGAAAAUGUCAGCAACCUGAAUAACAGCCUCAGAGCCGAAGAAUCUCUUAAAGAAUUUGAGUCUGAAGUUAAAAACAAAACAUUGAGAUUGGAAGAACUGUAUUCCAAAGUUAAUGAUCUUAAAGAACUAACUAAAAAUCUGGAAACACCACCAGAUCUUCAGUUUAUUGAAGCAGACUUAAGGCAGAAACUGGAGCAUGCCAAAGAAAUAACUGAAGUAGCAAAAGGAACCUUGAAAGAUUUCACUGCUCAACGCACACAAGUGGAGAAAUUUGUUAAUGAUAUAACAACAUGGCUGACAAAAGUGGAAGAAUCAUUGAUGAAUUGUGCCCAAAGUGAGACUUGUGAGGGAUUAAAGAAAGUGAAGGAUAUGCAAAAAGAACUUCAAAGUCAACAAAGCAACAUCAGCUCUACCCAAGAAAAUCUCAAUAGCUUGUGCCGCAAAUACCACUCCGCGGAGCUGGAAACCCUAGGCCAGGCCAUGACUGGGUUGAUAAAGAAACACGAAGCUGUGAGCCAGUUGUGCUCCAAAACCCAGGCCAACUUGCAGGAUUCUCUGGAAAAACACUUCAAUGAGUCCAUGCAGGAAUUCCAAGAAUGGUUUUUGGGAGCAAAGGCAGCAGCAAAAGAAUCAUCAGAUCGAACCGGCGACAGCAAAGUUCUAGAGGCAAAGCUCCAUGACCUUCAGAACAUUCUGGACUCAGUCAGUGAUGGGCAGAGCAAGCUUGAUGUGGUGACUCAAGAAGGACAGACUUUAUAUGCACAUUUGUCUAAACAAAUUGUCGGUAGCAUUCAGGAACAAAUUACAAAGGCUAAUGAAGAGUUUCAAGCAUUUCUGAAACAAUGCCUUAAAGACAAACAGAGUCUCCAAGACUGUGCUUCAGAACUUGGGAGCUUUGAGGAUCAGCACAGAAAACUAACCUUAUGGAUCCAUGAAAUGGAAGAAAGGUUAAAUACAGAAAACUUGGGAGAGAGUAAACAGCAUAUUCCUGAGAAGAAAAAUGAAGUUCAUAAAGUUGAAAUGUUUCUGGGAGAACUACUGGCCGCAAGGGAGUCUCUCGAUAAACUUUCCCAGAGAGGGCAGCUUCUGAGUGAGGAAGGCCACGGAGCUGGGCAAGAAGGACGCCUGUGCUCCCAGCUCCUCACGAGCUACCAUCACUUACUCAGAAUGACCAAAGAGAAACUCCGCAGCUGCCAGGUGGCCCUGCAGGAGCACGAAGCCCUGGAAGAAGCGCUGCAGGGCAUGUGGUCCUGGGUGAAAGCUGUUCAGGACAGACUGGCCGGGGCAGAGAGCACUCUCGGGAGCAAAGACACCUUGGAAAAGCGGCUGUCGCAAAUACAGGACAUUCUCCUGAUGAAAGCGGAAGGCGAAGUUAAGUUGAACAUGGCCAUUGGCAAAGGGGAACAGGCCUUGAGAAGUAGCAACAAAGAAGGUCAGAAGGUGAUUCAGACCCAGCUGGAGACCCUGAAAACCGUGUGGGCCGACAUCGUGAGCUCCUCCCUCCGUGCUCAGAGCGCUUUAGAGUCUGUGAUUAGCCAAUGGAAUGACUACACGGAGAGGAAAAACCAGUUGGAACAGUGGAUGGAAUCAGCAGACGAGAACGUGGAGCAUCCCUUACAGCUGCAGCCGGGUCUGAAGGAGAAGUUCUCCCUGCUGGACCACUUUCAGUCCAUCCUGUCUGAGGCGGAGGAUCACGCCAGAGCCCUUCCCCGCCUGGCUGCCAAGUCCAGGGAGCUCUAUGAGAAGACAGAGGACGAGUCUUUCAAGAACACAGCUCAAGAGGAACUGAAAACACAGUUCAAUGAUAUAGUGACUGUGGCCAAGGAGAAAAUGAGAAAAGUGGAAGAAAUUGUGAAAGACCAUAUAAUGUAUCUCGAUGCAGUUCAGGAAUUCACAGAUUGGCUCCACUCAGCAAAGGAAGAACUGCACCGGUGGUCAGAUAUGUCGGAAGAUUCAUCAGCCACCCAGAAAAAGCUGUUGAAAAUUAAGGAGCUGAUAGAUUCCAGAGAGAUUGGGGCAAGCCGCCUGAGCAGAGUGGAGUCGCUGGCUCCUGAAGUGAAACAGAACACAACUGCCAGUGGGUGUGAGCUCUUGCACGCGGAGAUGCAGGCCCUGCGCGCAGACUGGAAGCAGUGGGAAGACAGCGUAUUCCAAACGCAGGGCCGCUUGGAGAACCUGGUGAGCCAGAUGGCCCUUUCGGAACAGGAGUUCUCAGGCCAAGUGGCUCAGCUCGAGCAGGCCCUGGAAGAGUUCAGUGCCCUUCUGAAAACCUGGGCUCAGCAGUUAACCCUCCUGGAAGGCAAGAACACUGAUGAGGAGAUAGUGGAAUGCUGGCACAAGGGACAAGAGAUACUAGAUGCUCUACAAAAAGCAGAGCCUAGAACAGAGGAUCUCAAGUCUCAGCUGAAUGAACUUUGUCGAUUUUCCAGAGACCUGAGUUCAUACAGUGGGAAAGUUUCUGGCUUGAUUAAAGAAUAUAAUUGUCUUUGUUUGCAAGCAUCCAAGGGCUGCCAGAAUAAAGAAAAGAUUUUACAGCAAAGAUUUCGGAGAGCUUUGAAGGAUUUCCAGCAGUGGUUGGUUAAUGCAAAAGUCACUACCGCCAAAUGUUUUGAUAUACCUCAAAAUAUUAGUGAAGUCUCAACAAGUCUUCAUAAAAUACAGGAGUUUUUGUCUGAAAGUGAGAAUGGACAGCAUAAGCUAAACAUGAUGGUGUCUAAAGGAGAACUUCUGAGUACUCUGUUGACCAAAGAGAAAGCUAAAGGGAUCCAGGCCAAAGUUGCAACUGCGAAAGAAGAUUGGAAAAAUUUUCACUCAAAUCUCCACCAAAAGGAAUCUGCCCUAGAGAAUCUAAAGAUCCAAAUGAAGGACUUUGAAGUAAGUGCUGAGCCCGUCCAGGCCUGGCUGAGUAAGACAGAGCAGAUGGUGCAUGAAAGCAGCAGUCGCCUCUACGACCUGCCGGCCAAGAGGAGAGAGCAGCAGAAACUCCAGUCUGUCCUUGAGGAAAUACACUGCUACGAGCCUCAGCUCCACAGGCUGAAAGAGAAAGCUCAGCAGCUGUGCGAAGGACAAGCUGCCAGCAAGAGCUUUAGGCACAGAGUGUCGCAGCUGUCUUCGCAGUAUCUAGCGCUAAGCAAUUUAACCAAGGAGAAAGUGUCAAGACUGGAUAGAAUUGUUGCGGAGCACAAUCAGUUCUCUCUUGGCAUUAAAGAGUUGCAAGACUGGAUGACAGAUGUGGUUCACAUGCUGGAUUCUUACUGCCACCCGACAUCUGACAAAAGCGUCCUGGACAGCAGAAUACUCAAGCUUGAGGCUCUAUUAUCAGUGAAACAGGAAAAAGAGAUUCAGAUGAAAAUGAUACUGACCAGGGGAGAAUCUGUCCUUCAGAAUACCUCUCCAGAAGGCAUUCCUGCUGUUCAGCAGCAGCUGCAGAGUGUGAAGGAUAUGUGGGCAGCUCUUUCGUCUGCAGGGAUUCGUUGUAAAAGUCAACUCGAAGGCGCCCUUUCUAAAUGGACAAGUUAUCAGGAUGAUGUUCGACAGUUUUCCAGUUGGAUGGACGGUGUGGAAGCCAGCCUGAAUGAAUCGGAAAGGCAGUGUGCGGAACUGCGGGAGAAAACAGCUGCUCUCGGAAAAGCCAAGUUAUUAAAUGAAGAAGUACUGAGUCACAGCAGCUUACUGGAGACCAUCGAAGUCAAAGGGGCUGGCAUGACGGAGCACUAUGUCACCCAGCUGGAGCUCCAGGAUCUACAGGAACGGUACAGAGACGUCAAAGAGAGGGCCAAGGAAGCAGUAACCAAGUCUGAAAAACUUGUUCGCCUGCACCAAGAGUAUCAGAGAGACUUAAAGGCAUUUGAGGUUUGGCUGGGGCAAGAACAAGAAAAGCUUGACCAAUACUCAGUUCUGGAAGGUGAUGCCCACACUCAUGAGUCUACAUUGCGGGAUCUUCAGGAGCUCCAAGUGCGCUGCGCAGAGGGGCAGGCGCUGUUGAACUCAGUGCUGCACACCAGAGAGGACGUGAUCCCUUCCGGCAUCCCCCAGGCAGAGGACCGGGCUUUAGAGUCUCUCCGGCAGGACUGGCAGGCUUACCAGCACAGGCUGGCUGAGACCCGAGCUCAGUUCAAUAACAUAGUGAACAAACUGAGGCUCAUGGAGCAGAAGUUUCAGCAAGUAGAUGAGUGGCUAAAAGCAGUGGAGGAGAAAAUUAUUCUCAGGACCGGACGUCAGUCUAACCGGGCAACCAAGGAAAUACAGUUACAUCAGACGAAGAAGUGGCAUGAGGAGGUGACCGCGUACAGAGACGAGGUUGAGGAAGUGGGCGCUGGAGCCCAGGAGAUCCUGGACGAGAGCCACGUGAGCAGCAGGAUGGGCUGCCAGGCCACGCAGCUGACUUCCAGAUACCAGGCCCUGCUCCUCCAAGUGCAGGAACAAAUAAAAUUCCUGGAGGAAGAGAUCCAGAGUUUGGAGGAAUUGGAAUUAUCCCUCAGUUCCUAUUCUGAUUGGUAUGGAUCUACUCAGAAAAACUUCAAGAAUGUGGCGACCAAAAUUGAUAAAGUAGAUACAGCCAUGAUGGGGAAAAAAUUGAAGAUGCUGGAGGUUUUGCUAAAGGACAUGGAGAAAGGCCACAGUUUGCUAAAAUCAGCCCGGGAGAAAGGAGAGAGGGCUCUUCAGUACCUGGAGGAAGGCGAGGCAGAGACGUUAAGAAAGGAGAUCCAUGGUCACGUGGAGCAGUUGGAGGAACUGACCAGCACUGUCAGGAAAGAGCACAUGGCCCUGGAGAAAGGUCUUCAUCUAGCAAAGGAAUUCUCAGAUAAAUGCAAAGUGCUCACUCAGUGGAUAGCAGAGUACCAAGAAAUCCUACAUAUUCCUGAAGAACCCAAGAUGGAAUUAUAUGAAAAGAAAGCUCAGUUGUCCAAAUACAAGUCACUUCAACAAAUGGUGCUGUCCCAUGAACCAACAGUAAAGUCAGUGAGAGAGAAAGGUGACGCUCUUCUGGAACUGGUGCAGGAUGUUACUUUAAAGGACAAAAUUGACAAACUUCAAAGUGAUUACCAGGACCUAUGCCGUAUAGGAAAGGAGCACGUCAUUAGUCUGGAGGCGAAAGUCAAAGACCAUGAGGACUACAACAGUGAGCUCCAAGAGGUGGAAAAGUGGCUGCUGCAGAUGUCCAGCAGGCUGGUGGCACCCGACCUCCUAGAGACAAGCAGCCUGGAGACAAUUACCCAGCAACUGGCCCACCACAAGGCAAUGAUGGAAGAAAUUGCUGGUUUUGAAGACCGUUUGAACAGCCUUAAAAUUAAAGGCGACACUUUGAUUGGCCAGUGUGCAGACCACCUUCAGGUGAAACUUAAACAAAAUGUGCAGGGUCAUCUGCAGGGCACAAAGGAUAGUUACUCAGCAAUCUGCAGCACAGCUCAGAGGGUGUACCGAAGUUUGGAACACGAACUUCAGAAGCACGUCAGCCGGCAAGACACCCUGCAGCAGUGCCAGGCCUGGCUUUCUGCAGUCCAGCCAGAUUUGGAGUCAAGCCCUCAGCCACCUCUUAGCAGGGCAGAAGCCGUUAAGCAGGUUAAACACUUCAGAGCUUUGCAAGAGCAAGCAAGGACCUACCUAGAUCUUCUUUGCUCCAUGUGUGACUUGUCCAAUGCUUCAGUGAAAACUACAGCAAAAGACAUUCAAAAAACAGAGCAUAUGGUUGAACAAAGGCUUGUCCAGGCACAGAACUUAACUCAAGGCUGGGAGGAGAUCAAGCACCUGAAGGCUGAGCUGUGGAUUUAUCUGCAGGAUGCCGACCAGCAACUCCAGAAUAUGAAGAAGAGGCACUCUGAGCUGGAGCUGACCAUUGCUCAGAACAUGGCUGCCCAAGUCAAGGACUUUGUCAAGAAACUACAGUGCAAACAGGCAUCGGUGAACGCUAUCAUAGAAAAGGUGAAUGAGUUAACUAAGAAUCAGGAGUCUCCUGAACACAAGGAAAUAAGUCAUUUAAAUGACCAGUGGCUGGAUCUGUGCCUUCAGUCUGACAACUUGUGCUUGCAAAGGGAAGAGGACCUUCAGAGAACAAGAGAUUACCAUGACUGUAUGAAUGUCGUUGAAUCGUUCUUAGAAAAAUUUACUACAGAAUGGGAUAACUUGGCCAGGUCUGAUGCGGAGAGUACAGCUGUCCACCUGGAAGCUUUGAAAAAGUUAGCACUGGCAUUGCAGGAGAGAAAGUAUGCUAUUGAGGAUCUGAAAGAGAAAAAGCAGAAAAUGAUAGAGCAUCUGAAUUUAGAUGACAAGGAAUUAGUCAAAGAGCAGACGAGUCACUUUGAGCAACGUUGGUUUCAGCUUGAGGACCUUGUGAAAAGGAAAAUCCAAGUGUCGGUCACCAACUUGGAGGAGUUAAAUGUGGUGCAGUCCAGAUUUCAGGAGCUGAUGGAGUGGGCAGAAGAGCAACAGCCCAACAUCACGGAGGCCCUUAAGCAGAGUCCCCCUCCUGAUAUGGCUCAGAACCUUCUCAUGGAUCACCUGGCCAUCUGCAGUGAACUGGAGGCCAAACAGAUGCUCCUGAGAUCGCUCGUGAAGGACGCCGACAGGGUGAUGGCUGAUCUCGGCCUAAAUGAGCGCCAGGUCAUCCAGAAGGCACUCUCCGAUGCGCAAAGGCACGUGAACUGUCUGAGCGACUUAGUGGGCCAGCGAAGGAAGUACCUAAACAAGGCCUUGUCCGAGAAAACCCAGUUUCUCAUGGCAGUGUUCCAGGCGACCAGCCAAAUUCAGCAACACGAACGAAAGAUCAUGUUCCGUGAACAUAUCUGCCUGUUACCAGACGAUGUGAGCAAACAAGUUAAAAUGUGUAAGAGUGCACAAGCCAGCCUCAAGACCUACCAAAACGAGGUCACUGGACUCUGGGCACAGGGUCGCGAAUUAAUGAAGGGAAUCACAGAGCAGGAGAAGAGUGAAGUGCUCGGUAAGCUUCAGGAAUUGCAGAGCGUCUAUGACACCGUUUUACAAAAGUGUGGUCAUCGGUUACAAGAACUAGAGAAAAAUUUAGUUUCUAGGAAGCAUUUUAAGGAAGAUUUUGAUAAAGCUUGUCAUUGGCUAAAACAAGCAGAUAUUGUUACGUUUCCUGAAAUCAACCUAAUGAAUGAGAGUGCUGACCUCCAUACACAACUGGCCAAAUACCAACAUAUUCUUGAACAAUCUCCAGAAUAUGAAAACCUUCUACUUACGUUACAAAGAACUGGACAGUCCAUAUUACCUUCGCUGAAUGAAGUUGAUCAUUCCUACCUCAGUGAAAAGCUGAAUGCUUUGCCCCAGCAAUUUAAUGUCAUUGUUGCCUUGGCUAAGGAUAAGUUCUAUAAAGUCCAGGAGGCAAUUCUUGCGCGGAAAGAAUAUGCUUCCUUGAUUGAGUUGACAGCCCAGUCUCUGAGUGAACUGGAAGCCCAGUUCUGGAGGAUGAGCAAAGUCCCCACCAAUCUGAUCGUGGAAGAGGCUCUGUCUCUUCAGGAUGGUUGCAGGGCUCUGCUGGGCGAGGUGGUGAGCCUCAGGGAAGCAGUGGAUGAACUGAGCCAGAAAAAAGAAAGUUUUCGCAGCACAGGUCAGCCUUGGCAACCAGACAAGAUGCUGCACCUUGUCACCUUGUAUCACAGGCUGAAGCGACAAGCAGAGCAAAGGGUUAGCUUGUUAGAAGACACCACGAGUGCUUACCAAGAGCACGGAAAGAUGUGCCAGCAGCUAGAGAGACAACUAGAGACUGUAAAAGCGGAGCAGUCCAAAGUGAACGAGGAAACGCUGCCUGCAGAGGAGAAGCUCAAAAUGUAUCACUCCCUGGCAGGAAGUCUCCAGGACUCGGGAAUUCUACUAAAGCGAGUGACCGUGCAUCUCGAAGAUGUUGCUCCACACCUUGACCCCUCAGCAUAUGACAAAGCCAAGCACCAGAUCCAGUCCUGGCAAGAGGAGUUAAAACUGCUGACUUCUGCCAUUGGCGAGACGGUGGCAGAGUGCGAGAGCCGGAUGGUGCAGAGCAGGGACUUCCAGACCGAGAUGAGCCGCUCCCUGGACUGGCUGAGGAGAGUGAAGGCGGAGCUCAGUGGGCCAGUGUGCCUGGACCUCAACCUACAGGACAUCCAGGAGGAAAUCAGAAAGAUCCAGAUUCAUCAGGAAGAGGUCCAGUCCAGCUUGAGAAUCAUGAGUGCCCUGAGUCAUAAGGAAAAGGAGAAAUUCACGAAAGCCAAGGAACUGAUCUCUGCUGAUUUGGAACACACCCUCGCUGAACUCUCAGAGCUCGAUGGAGACAUUCAGGAAGCUUUGCGCACACGGCAGGCCACCUUGAUUGAAAUAUACAGUCAGUGUCAAAGGUAUUAUCAAGUAUUUCAAGCAGCUAAUGACUGGCUUGAGGAUGCCCAAGAAAUGUUACAGUUGGCAGGCAAUGGCUUAGAUGUGGAGAGCACAGAGGAAAAUCUCAAAAGCCACAUGGAUUUUUUCAGUACAGAGGCUCAGUUCCACAGUAACCUGCAGGAGCUCCAAGGCCUGGUAGCCAACCUGGACCCACUCAUUAAGCCGGCCGGCAAAGAAGACCUGGCACAGAAGAUGGUAUCGCUAGGAGACAGGAGCGGCAGAAUCAUCCAGGACUCACAUGCCCAGUUAGAUCUCUUGCAGAGAUGUACAACUCAGUGGCAGGAUUACCAGAAAGCAAGGGAAGAGAUUAUUGAAUUGAUGAAUGAUGCAGAAAAGAGAUUGUCUGAGUUUUCUUUGUUGAAGACUUCUUCUAGUCAGGAGGCAGAAGGAAAAUUGUCAGAACACAAGGCUUUAGUGUCAGUAGUUAACUCUUUCCGUGAGAAAAUUGUGGCCCUAGAGGAAAAAGCUUCACAACUGGAGAAAACUGGAAAUGACGCAAGCAAAGCGACCUUAAGCAGAUCGACCACCACUGUCUGGCAGCGCUGGACGCGUCUUGGUGCUGUGGCCCAGGACCAGCAGAAGAUACUGGAAGAUGCAGUGGAUGAGUGGAAGGGCUUUAACAAUAAGGUUAAAAAAGCCACUGAAACGAUCGCUCAGCUGCAAGAUAAACUACCUGACAGUUCAGUGGAGAAAGCCUUAAAAGCGGAACUCUUAGCUCUUGUUGAUCAUCAUGACACAUUCCUUGUGGAGCUGGAACAGCUGCAGUCCACGUUAGGCAUGCUGCGGCAGCAAGCACUGAGCAUGCUCCAGGACGGAGCCGUCCCUUCCCCUGGAGAGGAGCCACCCUUCCUGCAGGAAAUCACAGCAAUGCAGGAUCGGUGCCUGAACAUGCAGGAGAAAGCGAAAAAUAACAGAAAGUUGGUAAAGCAAGAACUGAAGGACCGAGAAAUAGUGGAGACUCAAGUCAAUUCUGUGAAAUGUUGGGUUCAGGAAACAAAGGAAUAUUUAGGGAAUCCCACAAUAGAAAUAGAUGCUCAACUUGAAGAACUUCAGAUUCUCCUAACGGAAGCCACAAGUCACCGACAGAACAUUGAGAAAAUGGCUGAAGAGCAGAAAAAUAAGUACUUGGGUCUUUAUACUAUACUGCCUUCUGAGCUCUCCCUUCAGUUGGCUGAAGUGGCAUUGGACCUGAAGAUCCGUGAUCAGAUCCAAGACAAAAUAAAAGAAGUUGAACAAAGCAAGGCCAUGAGCCAGGAAUUCAGCCAGCAAAUUCAGAAGAUAGCCAAAGAUCUCACAACUAUUCUAACAAAGCUGAAAACAAAGACAGAUAAUUUAGCUCAAGCGAAAACCGACCAAAAGGUGCUGGGAGAGGAAUUGGAUGGCUGUAAUUCAAAGUUAAUGGAAUUACAUGCAGCAGUACAAAAAUUCUCGGAACAGCAUGGCCAGCUGGGUAAGCCACUGGCCAAGAAGAUAGGAAAACUGACCGAACUUCACCAGCAGACCAUUAGACAGGCGGAGAAUCGGCUCUGCAAGCUCAGUCAGGCAGCAUCACAUUUAGAAGAAUACAAUGAAAUGCUUGAAUUAAUUUUGAAGUGGAUUGAGAGAGCUAAAGUCUUGGUACAUGGAAAUAUUGCGUGGAAUUCUGCAAGCCAGCUUCGGGAACAAUACAUUUUGCAUCAGACCCUGCUGGAAGAAUCUGAAGACAUUCACAGCGAUCUGGAAGCAAUGACUGAGAGAUUACAGUGCCUCACUAGCGUGUACUGUACAGAAAAAAUGUCCCAGCAAGUCGCAGAACUGGGACGAGAGACUGAGGAAUUGAGACAGAUGAUCAAAAUUCGUUUGCAGAACCUCCACGAUGCAGCUAAGGAUAUGAAAAAAUUUGAAGCGGAGCUAAGAAACUUGCAAGCUGCUUUGGAGCAAGCCCAGACAACCCUGACUUCUCCAGAAGUUGGACGUCUUAGUCUCAAGGAACAACUCUCUCAUCGACAGCAUUUGUUGUCGGAGAUGGAGUCACUAAAGCCAAAGGUGCAAGCUGUGCAGCUCUGCCAGAGCGCCCUCCGGAUCCCCGAGGACGUGGUCGCCAGCUUGCCGCUGUGCCAUGCGGCUCUGCGCCUGCAGGAGGAGGCCAGCCGGCUGCAGCACACGGCCAUCCAGCAGUGCAACGUCAUGCAGGAGGCAGUGGUGCAGUAUGAACAAUAUGAACAAGAAAUGAAACAUCUCCAGCAACUGAUAGAAGGAGCUCACAGGGAAAUUGAGGAUAAACCCGUGGCCACCAGUAACAUCCAGGAGCUGCAAGCCCAGAUUUCUCGGCAUGAGGAGCUGGCUCAGAAAAUCAAGGGCUACCAGGAGCAGAUCGCCUCGCUGAAUUCCAAGUGCAAGAUGCUGACGAUGAAAGCCAAGCACGCCACCAUGCUGCUGACGGUGACCGAGGUCGAGGGGCUGGCGGGAGGCACCGAGGACCUGGAUGGGGAGCUCCUCUCCGCGCCCCCGGCCCACCCCUCCGUGGUCAUGAUGACUGCAGGUCGCUGUCACACUUUGCUGUCACCUGUCACUGAGGAGUCUGGGGAGGAGGGAACCAACAGUGAGAUUUCUUCUCCACCAGCCUGUCGCUCUCCUUCACCUGUGGCUAAUACAGAUGCUUCUGUUAACCAGGACAUUGCAUAUUUCCAAGCCCUGUCUGCUGAGAAGUUGCAGACGGAUGCUGCAAGGAUUUCCCCCACCACAUCGACAUCCCCUGAGUUCUAUGAACCGGGACUGGAGCCAUCUGCUACUGCCAAACUGGGUGAUUUGCAGCGUUCUUGGGAAACCCUAAAGAAUGUGAUCAGUGAGAAGCAGCGCACACUCUAUGAGGCUCUGGAACGCCAGCAGAGGUACCAGGACGCGCUCCAGUCCAUCUCUACAAAGAUGGAGGCCGUGGAGCUGAAACUCAGCGAGAGUCUCGAGCCCGACAGGAGUCCUGAGAGCCAGAUGGCUGAACAUCAGGCAUUGAUGGAUGAGAUUCUCAUGCUCCAAGAUGAAAUCAAUGAGCUCCAGUCCUCUCUCGCAGAGGAGCUGCUGUCUGAGUCUCGCGAGUCAGACCCCGCGGAGCAGCUGGCCUUGCAGUCCACGCUCACCGUCUUGGCCGAGCGAAUGUCUACCAUCAGGAUGAAAGCCUCGGGGAAACGGCAGCUCUUGGAGGAGAAGUUAAACGAUCAGCUGGAGGAGGAGAGGCAGGAACAGGCUCUGCAGAGGUAUCGCUGUGAAGCCGACGAGCUGGACCACUGGCUCCUGAGUACCAAGGCCACCCUGGACACUGCACUGGGUGCGCCCAAGGAGCCUAUGGACAUGGAGGCCCAGCUUGAGGACUGCCAGAACAUGCUGGUGGAGAUAGAGCAGAAGGUGGUGGCCUUAUCGGAGCUCUCGGUGCACAACGAGAACCUGCUGCUGGAGGGCAAGGCCCACACCAAGGAGGAGGCCGAGCAGCUGGCGGGAAAGCUGAGGCAGCUCAAGGGGAGCCUGCUGGAGCUGCAGAGAGCCCUGCACGACAAGCAGCUCCACAUGCAGGGAACAGCCCAAGAGAAAGAGGAGAGUGAAGUCGACCCAACUGCCACCCAGAGCCCCGGCGUGCAGGAGUGGCUGGCCCAAGCCCGCUCCACGCGGACUCACCAGCGGCAGAGCAGUCUCCAGCAACAGAAAGAGUUAGAGCAGGAAUUGGCCGAGCAGAAGAGCCUCCUCCGCUCAGUCGCCAGCAGAGGAGAGGAGAUUCUCACCCAGCAUUCGGCUGCAGAGACCUCUGGUGGCGCUGGCGAAAAACCUGAUGUGUUAUCCCAGGAGUUGGGAAUGGAAGGGGAGAAAUCAUCCGUGGAAGACCAGAUGAGGAUGAAAUGGGAAAGCCUUCAUCAAGAAUUUAGUACCAAGCAGAAACUACUACAGAAUGUUCUGGAACAGGAACAAGAGCAAGUGCUUUACAGCAGGCCAAAUCGGCUCUUGCCGGGUGUGCCACUGUACAAAGCGGACGGGCAGACCCAAGAUAAAUCUGCAGUUACAUCUUUGCUGGAUGGACUGAACCAGGCCUUCGAGGAGGUUUCAUCCCAGGGUGGAGGGACAAAGAGGCAGAGCAUACACUUGGAACAGAAGUUAUAUGAUGGCGUCUCAGCGACCUCUACGUGGUUGGAUGAUGUUGAAGAACGUUUAUUUGUCGCCACAGCACUUUUACCAGAAGAAGCAGAAACUUGUCUCUACAACCAAGAGACUCUUGCCAAAGACAUUAAGGAAAUGUCUGAAGAAAUGGAUAAGAACAAGAACUUAUUUGCACAAGCCUUUCCAGAGAAUGGCGAUAAUCGAAAUGUUAUUGAAGAUACUUUGGGUUGUCUUUUGGGCAGGUUGUCUUUGCUAGACUCAGUAGUGAAUCAGCGUUGUUGUCAGAUGAAGGAAAGACUUCAGCAAAUACUAAGUUUUCAGAAUGAUCUGAAAGUGCUAUUUACAUCACUGGCUGACAGCAAAUACAUCAUUCUGCAGAAACUGGCAAAUGUGUUUGACCAGCCUGUGGCAGAACAAAUAGAGGCAAUACAACAAGCUGAAGAGGGACUAAAGGAAUUGGAUGCAGGGAUCAUUGAAUUAAAAAGGCGUGGUGACAAGUUACAAAUCGAGCAGCCUUCCAUGCAGGAACUCUCCAAACUGCAGGACAUGUACGACGAGCUGAUGAUGAUCAUUGGCUCCCGGCGCAGUGGCCUGAACCAGAACCUCACACUCAGGAGUCAGUAUGAAAGGGCCCUGCAGGAUCUGGCUGACCUGCUGGAAACUGGUCAGGAGAAGAUGGCAGGAGACCAGAAAAUCAUCGUGUCUUCCAAAGAGGAAAUCCAACAACUACUUGACAAACAUAAGGAGUACUUUCAGGGUCUGGAGUCUCACAUGAUCUUGACUGAAACACUCUUCAGGAAGAUCAUCAGCUUUGCAGUCCCUAAGGAAACCCAAUUCCACACCGAACUGAUGGCUCAGGCUUCCACGGUACUGAAACAGGCCCACAAGAGGGGCGUGGAGCUGGAGUACGUUCUAGAGACAUGGUCCCAUCUGGAUGAGGACCACCAGGAGCUCCGCAGACAGCUGGAGGUGGUGGAAAGCAGCAUCCCGAGUGUGGGGCUGGUGGAGGAGAGCGAGGACAGGCUCAUCGACCGGAUAACACUCUACCAGCACUUAAAAUCUAGCCUCAGUGAAUACCAGCCCAAAUUAUAUCAGGUAUUAGAUGACGGCAAACGACUUCUGAUAUCCAUUAGCUGCUCAGAUCUGGAAAGCCAACUGAAUCAGCUUGGAGAACACUGGCUGAAUAAUACCAACAAAGUGUCUAAGGAACUCCACAGAUUGGAAACAAUAUUGAAACACUGGACCAGAUAUCAAAGUGAAUCUGCAGAUCUAAUUCACUGGUUACAAUCUGCAAAAGAAAAGCUAGAAUUUUGGACUCAGCAAUCUGUGACAGUCCCUCAAGAGCUGGAAACAGUCCGUGAUCAUCUAAACGCUUUCCUGGAGUUUUCUAAAGAAGUAGAUGCCAAAUCUUCCCUGAAAUCAUCUGUUCUGAGCACUGGAAAUCAGCUUCUUCGAUUAAAGAAGGUGGACACAGCCGCGCUGCGCUCUGAGCUGUCACACAUCGAUGGCCAGUGGACUGACCUGCUGACCAGUAUUCCAGCCGUGCAGGAGAAGCUCCACCAGCUCCAAAUGGACAAGCUGCCUUCCCGCCAUGCGAUUUCUGAAGUCAUGAGUUGGAUUUCUCUAAUGGAAAGUGUUAUUCAGAAGGAUGAAGAUAAUAUAAAGAAUUCCAUAGGUUACAAAGCAAUUCAUGAAUACCUUCAGAAAUAUAAGGGUUUUAAAAUAGACAUUAACUGUAAACAGUUGACAGUCGAUUUUGUGAACCAGUCUGUGCUACAAAUCAGCAGUCAGGAUGUGGAAAGUAAACGUAGUGAUAAGACAGAUUUUGCUGAGCAACUUGGAGCAAUGAAUAAAAGUUGGCAAAUCUUGCAAGGUCUAGUAACUGAGAAGAUCCAGCUGUUGGAAGGCUUACUGGAAUCUUGGUCAGAAUAUGAAAACAAUGUACAAUGUCUGAAAACUUGGUUUGAGACUCAGGAAAAGAAACUAAAACAACAGAAGCAAGUUGGAGAUCAGGCCUCUGUUCAGAAUGCGCUGAAAGACUGUCAGGAUCUGGAAGAUUUGAUUAAAGCAAAAGAAAAAGAAGUAGAGAAAAUUGAGCAGAAUGGACUUGCUUUGAUUCAGAACAAGAAAGAAGACGUCUCCGGUGAAGUCACGAGCACACUGAGGGAACUCGGCCAAACCUGGGCAAAUCUGGACCAUACGGUUGGGCAAUUAAAGAUACAGCUGACAUCGGUGCUUGACCACUGGGGCAGUCACAAAGUGGCCUUUGAUGAGAUAAACAGUUGUCUCAUGGAAGCCAGGUAUUCUCUUUCCCGAUUCCGUCUGCUCACCGGCUCCUUAGAAGCUGUGCAAGUCCAGGUGGACAAUCUUCAGAGUCUUCAAGAUGAUCUAGAAAAACAGGAAAAGAGCUUGGAGAAAUUUGGGUCUGUCACCGACCAGCUAUUAAAAGAGUGUCACCCACCUGUGACAGAAACUCUUACCAAUACACUGAAAGAAGUCAAUAUGAGAUGGAAUAACUUGUUGGAAGAGAUUGCUGAGCAGCUGCACUCCAGCAAGGCUCUACUUCAGCUCUGGCAAAGAUACAAGGACUACUCCAAACAGUGUGCUUCGACAGUGCAGCAGCAGGAGGAUCGAACCAACGAGCUGUUGAAGGCAGCCACUAACAAAGACAUCCCUGAUGAUGAAGUUGCGACGUGGAUUCAAGAUUGCAACGACCUCCUCAAAGGAUUGGGGACAGUUAAGGAUUCCCUCUUUGUUCUUCAUGAGCUGGGAGAGCAACUCAAGCAACAAGUGGAUGCUUCAGCUGCAUCGGCCAUUCAAUCUGAUCAACUCUCUUUGAGUCAACACUUAUGUGCCCUGGAGCAGGCUCUUUGCAAACAGCAGACUAUGUUACAGGCGGGAGUUCUCGACUAUGAAACCUUUGCCAAGAGUUUGGAAGCUUUGGAGGCCUGGAUAGUGGAAGCUGAAGACCUCCUGCAGGGGCAGGACCCCAGCCACUCGUCCGACCUGUCCACCAUCCAGGAAAGGAUGGAGGAACUUAAGGGACAGAUGUUAAAAUUCAGCAGCAUGGCUCCAGAUUUAGACCGCCUAAAUGAGCUUGGAUAUAGGUUACCUCUGAAUGAUAAGGAAAUCAAAAGGAUGCAGAAUCUGAACCGCCAUUGGUCUCUGAUCUCCUCUCAGACUACAGAAAGAUUCAGUAAGUUGCAGUCAUUUUUGCUACAACAUCAGACUUUCCUGGAAAAAUGUGAGACAUGGAUGGAAUUCCUGGUUCAAACGGAACAAAAGUUAGCAGUAGAGAUUUCAGGCAAUUAUCAGCAUCUUUUGGAACAGCAGAGAGCUCACGAGUUGUUUCAAGCCGAGAUGUUCAGUCGUCAGCAGAUUUUGCACUCGAUCAUUAUUGAUGGGCAGCGUCUUCUAGAACAAGGUCAAGUUGAUGACAGGGAUGAGUUCAACCUGAAACUGACGCUCCUCAGUAAUCAGUGGCAGGGAGUAAUUCGCAGGGCCCAGCAGAGGCGGGGCAUCAUCGACAGCCAGACUCGCCAGUGGCAACGCUACAGGGAGAUGGCAGAAAAGCUUCGUAAAUGGCUUGUUGAAGUGUCCUACCUCCCCGUGAGUGGUCUCGGAAGCGUCCCUAUACCACUGCAACAAGCAAGGACUCUCUUUGAUGAAGUGCAGUUCAAAGAAAAAGUGUUCCUGCGACAGCAAGGCAGUUACAUCCUAACGGUGGAGGCCUGCAAGCAGCUCCUGCUCUCCGCGGACAGUGGAGCCGAGGCCGCCUUGCAGGUGGAACUCACCGAAAUCCAAGAGAAAUGGAAAUCAGCCAGCGUGAGUCUGGAGGAACAGAAGAAAAAACUGGCCUUCUUGUUGAAAGACUGGGAAAAAUGUGAGAAAGGAAUAGCUGAUUCUCUGGAGAAACUACGAACUUUCAAAAAGAAGCUUUCUCAGCCUCUGCCAGACCACCACGAAGAGCUCCACGCAGAACAAACACGUUGCAAGGAAUUAGAAAAUGCAGUUGGGAGCUGGACAGAUGACUUGACACAGCUGACACUGCUGAAGGACACCCUUUCUGCAUACAUCAGUGCUGAUGACAUCUCCAUCCUUAAUGAACGCAUUGAACUUCUGCAAAGACAGUGGGAAGAACUAUGCCACCAGCUCUCCUUGAGGCGGCAGCAAGUAAGUGAAAGAUUGAACGAGUGGGCAGUCUUCAGUGAAAAGAACAAGGAGCUUUGUGAGUGGUUGACUCAAAUGGAAAGCAAAGUAUCCCAAAAUGGAGACAUCCUCAUUGAGGAAAUGAUCGAGAAGCUCAAGAAGGAUUAUCAAGAAGAAAUUGCUAUUGCCCAAGAGAACAAAAUACAGCUCCAGCAAAUGGGAGAACGUCUUGCUAAAGCCAGCCACGAAAGCAAAGCAUCCGAGAUUGAAUACAAGCUUGGAAAGGUCAACGACCGAUGGCAACAUCUUCUAGACCUCAUUGCAGCCAGGGUGAAGAAGCUGAAGGAGACCCUGGUGGCCGUGCAGCAGCUCGAUAAGAACAUGAGCAGCCUGAGGACUUGGCUCGCUCACAUCGAGUCAGAGCUGGCCAAGCCGAUAGUCUACGAUUCCUGUAACUCGGAAGAAAUACAGAGAAAGCUCAGUGAGCAGCAGGAGCUUCAGAGAGACAUAGAGAAGCACAGUACGGGCGUCGCCUCUGUUCUCAACCUGUGUGAAGUCCUGCUGCACGACUGUGACGCUUGUGCCACGGACGCCGAGUGUGACUCCAUCCAGCAGGCGACAAGAAACCUGGACCGGCGGUGGAGAAAUAUCUGUGCUAUGUCCAUGGAAAGGAGGCUCAAAAUUGAAGAGACCUGGCGGCUGUGGCAGAAGUUUCUGGAUGACUAUUCCCGUUUUGAAGAUUGGCUGAAGAUUUCAGAAAGGACAGCUGCUCUCCCCAGGUCUUCUGGGGUGAUCUAUAUAGUUGCCAAGGAAGAACUAAAGACAUUUGAGGCUUUCCAGCGACAGGUCCACGAGUGCCUGACCCAGCUGGAACUGAUCAACAAGCAGUACCGCCGCCUGGCCAGAGAGAACCGCACCGACUCGGCGUGCAGCCUAAAACAGAUGGUUCACGAAGGCAACCAGAGAUGGGACAACCUGCAGAAGCGCGUCACCUCCAUCUUGCGCAGACUCAAGCAUUUUAUUGGCCAGCGUGAGGAGUUCGAGACGGCGCGGGACAGCAUUCUGGUCUGGCUCACAGAGAUGGAUCUGCAGCUCACUAACAUCGAGCACUUUUCUGAGUGUGAUGUUCAGGCUAAAAUCAAGCAACUCAAGGCCUUCCAGCAGGAAAUCUCACUGAACCACAAUAAGAUCGAGCAGAUAAUCGCCCAGGGAGAACAGCUGAUAGAAAAGAGCGAGCCCUUGGACGCGGCCGUUAUCGAGGAAGAGCUGGAUGAGCUCCGGCGAUACUGUCAGGAGGUCUUCGGGCGCGUGGAAAGAUAUCACAAGAAAUUGAUCCGCCUGCCUCUCACAGACGAUGAGCACGACCUCUCGGACAGGGAGCUGGAGCUGGAAGACUCUGCGGCUCUGUCGGACCUGCACUGGCACGACCGCUCUGCAGACAGCAUGCUCUCCCCGCAGCCCUCCUCCAACCCCUCGCUCGCCCAGCCCCUGCGCAGCGAGCGCUCGGGGCGAGACACCCCCGCCAGCGUGGACUCCAUCCCCCUGGAGUGGGACCAUGACUACGACCUCAGUCGGGACCUGGAGUCUGCAGUGUCCAGAACGCUGCCCUCUGAGGACGAAGAGGGUCAGGAGGACAAAGAUUUCUACCUCAGGGGAGCCGUUGGCUUAUCAGAUGUAACCAUCCCCGAAAGCCCCGAGGCCUAUGUAAAACUCACAGAAAAUGCAAUCAAAAAUACCGCUGGGGAUCACAGUGCCUUAGAGUCACACAUGCGACAACUGGGCAAAGCCCUGGAUGAUAGCCGAUUUCAGAUGCAGCAAACCGAAAAUAUCAUCCGAAGCAAAACUCCCACGGGGCCGGAGCUGGACACCAGCUACAAAGGCUACAUGAAACUCCUGGGUGAAUGCAGUGGCAGUAUAGACACAGUGAGGAGAUUGGAACACAAACUGAAGGAGGAAGAAGAGAGCCUUCCUGGCUUUGUUAACCUGCAUAGCACCGAGACCCAAACAGCUGGCGUCAUUGACCGGUGGGAGCUUAUCCAGGCCCAGGCCCUGAGCAAGGAGCUGAGGAUGAAGCAGAGCCUCCAGAAGUGGCAGCAGUUCAAUGCGGACCUGAGCAACAUCUGGGCCUGGCUGGGGGACACGGAGGAGGAACUGGAGAGGCUCCGGCGCCUGGAGCUCAGCACUGACAUCCAGACCAUCGAGCGCCAAAUCCAAAAGCUCAAGGAGCUCCAGAAAGCUGUGGACCACCGCAAAGCCAUCAUCCUCUCCAUCAAUCUGUGCAGCCCCGAGUUCACCCAGGCCGACAGCGAGGAGAGCCGGGACCUGCAGGACCGCUUGUCCCAGAUGAACGGGCGCUGGGACCGGGUGUGCUGUCUGCUGGAGGAGUGGCGGGGCCUGCUGCAGGACGCGCUGAUGCAGUGCCAGGAUUUCCAUGAAGUGAGCCAUGGUUUGCUUCUCAUGCUGGAGAACAUCGACAGAAGGAAAAACGAAAUUGUCCCUGUUGAUUCUAACCUUGAUGCGGAGAUACUCCAGGACCAUCACAGACAGCUUGUGCAAAUACGGCGUGAACUGUUGGAAUCCCAGCUCAAAGUGACCUCAUUGCAAGACAUGUCUUGCCAACUUCUGGUGAAUGCUGAAGGCACAGACUGUUUAGAAGCCAAAGAAAAAGUCCAUGUUAUUGGAAAUAGGCUCAAACUUCUGUUGAAGGAAGUCAGUCGUCAUAUCAAGGACCUGGAGAAGUUAUUAGACAUGUCAAGCAGUCAGCAGGAUUUGUCCUCCUGGUCUUCUGCUGAUGAGCUGGACACCUCGGGAUCUGUGAGCCCUGCGUCGGGAAGAAGCACCCCAAACAGACAGAAAACGCCACGAGGCAAGUGUAGUCUCCCACAGCCUGGACCCUCUGUCAGCAGUCCACAUAGCAGGUCCACAAAAGGUGGCUCCGAUUCCUCCCUUUCUGAGCCUCAACCAGCUCGGUCGGGCCGAGCCUUCCUGUUGAGAGUCCUCCGAGCGGCUCUUCCCCUUCAGCUUCUCCUGCUGCUCCUCAUCGGGCUGGCCUGCCUCGUACCCAUGUCGGAGGAGGACUACAGCUGCGCCCUCUCCAACAACUUUGCCCGGUCAUUCCACCCCAUGCUCAGAUACACUAACGGCCCUCCCCCGCUCUGAACCAAGCAGCCGCCAUCUGCAAGACGAACCUGCAGACGUGCUGGGAGUCUUGGGUGGAUUGGGCCAAAAGCAGUCCCAAACCGUCAUCAGGAGGACCUUGAUCUUGGCAGAAGCCCCUGGCGUGGCAGCUUCAGCCCUCCUCCACAUCCUGUGUGUGGAGAUCCUGGCUUCCGAGGUGGAGGACCAACAAUAACAGGAGGGCAGGCAGAUCACAGAAGGUUUGGAAGGAAUUUGGUUUGAGACUCUCUCUGAGCCUUGGCUCUAAAGAGGUUGAGUAAGGACCUCCAAAAUUCCCUGGACUCAUGAAUUCUGGGCCUUUGGUCCAUUCUCUGCAUAGCCAAGGACUUCAGUAGACCAUCGGGCAGCUUUCCCAUGGUGCUGCUCCAUUUAUCCAAUAAACGACCCUCUCAAGCGCCAUGUCAGUAUCGUACAAUCUACCCACCCACCAGUGCUGGAGAGAUUUUAGAACCUUGUAACAUACAGUUUUUAAGAGCUUAUACGGCAGCCUCCUUUUUACCUUAUUUUCCUCUUGGGCAUGAUGUUCUAACCUUUGCUUUAGAAGCACAACCUGUAAAUCUAAAAAGGCACUUUUUUAAAAGGUAUAAAGAGAAACUAGAUGUAAUAAAUAAUAUCAUAGAAGGCUUUAUGUGAAAAAAGUUGAAUGUUAUAGUAAAAAAGAGAUAUUUAUGUAUGUACAGUUUGCUAAAGCCAAGUUUUGUUUGUAUUGAUUUAUUUGCAUUUAUUAUAGAUACUGUAAAAUAUUU
Messenger RNA from Microcebus murinus (gray mouse lemur), 27658 nucleotides. The record is from RefSeq and is a predicted model, not a curated record. Lineage: Eukaryota; Metazoa; Chordata; Mammalia; Primates; Cheirogaleidae.